Molecule: messenger RNA, 447 nt
Organism: Hyaloscypha bicolor E
Lineage: Eukaryota; Fungi; Ascomycota; Leotiomycetes; Helotiales; Hyaloscyphaceae
Exons: 3
Coding region: 1-447 (148 amino acids)
Biological process (GO): translation
Cellular component (GO): ribosome; cytosolic large ribosomal subunit
Molecular function (GO): structural constituent of ribosome
Source: RefSeq, a predicted model, not a curated record
AUGAAGUUCCUCAAGGUCGGCCGUGUUGCCAUCAUCACCCGAGGCAGAUAUGCCGGAAAGAAGGUCGUGAUCAUCCAACCCCAAGACACCGGAAACAAGUCGCACCCAUACCCUCACGCACUGGUCGCCGGUAUCGAGCGCUACCCAUCCCAGAUCACUCGCCGUAUGUCAAAGACCCGACAAGCCAAGCGAAGCAAGGUCAAGCCGUUCAUCAAGGUCAUCAACUACAACCACUUGAUGCCCACACGUUACACGCUCGAGCUGGAGGGGCUGAAGGGUGUUGUUACGGCCGAUACUUUCAAGGAGGUUUCUCAACGAGAGGAUGCGAAGAAGACUGUCAAGAAGGCGUUGGAGGAGAGAUACACGUCGGGAAAGAACAGAUGGUUCUUCACUCCUCUGAGUACGCUUUGGGAUUCGAGCCGGCUGCAAGAGGUUUUGCUAACAUGA